Iphiclides podalirius (scarce swallowtail) is the source of this 2739-nucleotide messenger RNA. The record is from the annotation of a GenBank genome assembly. NCBI's taxonomy places the organism in Eukaryota, Metazoa, Arthropoda, Insecta, Lepidoptera, Papilionidae.
AUGAAUGUGUUUUCAAUAAAUGACAUACCAGAAUUCUCUGCUAAGGAACGUAUCGUAGUUGUUGGGAUAAUUGGAAAAUCUCCAUAUCGAUAUCCUAAUAAAACGACACCACUUUUGCCUUCAACAAAAUAUGAAGAAAAUGGGAUUGAAUGCCAUUGGGAUGAGAGGCGGAGUAUCUUAUAUCUACAUGCGGUCACCUACCUAGACACUAAACGACUGGCAUCAUUAGUGGCAGACCUUAGUGAGGAGUCAAAAAGCUCAGUGAAGGAUGCAGAUGCCGCACAUUGGUUGGUGGCGGCAGGAGAGCUGGCAAUAGAGUCUUGUAGAGCUAUGGCACUAAUAUUCCAUCUGUGCCACAUAGUGGUGCUAUCUUUACCGACACCGGUGUUUGACCUCGGCUACCUCCAGUUGUUUGAAGCUAUUGAUGGUUACAGGAACGAGCUGGCGGCCCAGACGAAAGCGGCCAUCAGCGAGGCCUCAGUGGGGGGCACUUGGGAGAGUCACGGCAGGGCCUGCUGCCCCCGGCUGCUGUUCCACUUCCGCAGGGCUCCGACGCCGCUGCGGAAGGACCCCGCCGCACUGAAGCGGCUCGAGCACGCCGUGGAGGACCAGCUCUACUUCAUGCUGCGGAAGACGAGGAUCAUCACCAACGUCUGUGCCAAAUCGGUGUUCGCGAUACCGAAGAACGAGGAGUUCGUGUACAUAAACGCGGAGGAGUCCGGGUGCGCGCGCGACGUCAGCUCGCUGGUGCGGGGGCUGGUGCAGCUGUGCGGGGGCGCGCGGCCGGAGGGGGGCGGGGGGAGGCCCUGCUUCCGCCAGUUCCUGCAGGGCCACGUGGACCUGGCCUUCGGCGAGGGCUUCGACGACAACGUCGGCAAAUACGCGAUGAGCACAUCCUUCUUCGAGCUCCCCAGCGCCGCCACGUGGCGGAAGGCGGCUGCGGCCCUGACGCCGGUCUACCUGCAGACAGCCGUGGCGGAGGAGGCGAAAGAGGCGGGGGGCGCCCUCUUCGACACGCUCGCGACGGACGUGAGGUUCUCUCAGGCGAGGUGCGCCAAGGUUCUUCCUAUAGCACAGGCUUCGUACGCGGAGGGUCUACCCCCAUUCUACUCGAGUCAGCAACACGCACAUAAGGUGGGCGUGGCGCUCGGCGAGCUGGAGGCGAUGGCGCGCGGGCCGCUGAUAGGGGGCGCGCGCGGCAGGCUGCGCUCUGCCUGCGCUGCUCUGUGGCGCACGCGCCGGCUCUGCGAGGCGCUUUCCCUCACGCAGCACCCCUGCCUUGAGCCCGAGCACGACGACAACAAGGAGCACUCCUCGGGGGUCCGCUACGUGAGCGCGUGCAACUGCGGCCGCAGCAAGUGUCCGCGCGAGGACCCUUACACGCUGCGCCAGGCCAACCACGGCUUCUAUCUGCGGGCGGCCGAGGAGUGCGGCGUCUGCAACACGCUGCAGGCGAUCGAGAUGCCAGUCUUCCAGCCCUCCACGCCCACCUUCAGGGCGGCGGCGUUGAAGGGCGCGGCGGGCGAAGAGGCGGCCGAGGUGGCCGAGGGGCCGGAGGGGCGGGAGGGGCGCGAGGGGCCGGAGGGCGGCGGCUCGGGCUCCGGGGCGUCGCCGGAGCCCUGCGAGGGCUCGGCCUGGUCCCCGCACGCGCUCUCGCCGGGCUCCGCCCGCGACGAAGACGACGAAGAUGCCGUCGCCAACGAGCCCCGCCCCGGCUACGACCUGGUGCCCGUCAGGGGCGAAGCUCCUGCAGAGAAGGCGAUCAGCCGCCAGCCGUCCACCACGGAGUACCUGCCCGGCAUGCUGCACACGGGCAGCCCCGCCAACCUGCUGCCCGCCUUCCCCAGCUGGUCGCUGCUGUGCCUGGGCCCCUCCUCGCUCUACUCGCACAGCCUCGGCCUGCCGGAGCACCUGCAGCCCGGCUUCCUGCCGCACACCAACUACCUGCUGCCCUGGGACUGCACCGUCAGGAUGGAGCAAGCAAGCGCAUGGCGGGCGUCCCGUGGGCGUGGGAAGGCGACGCCGCAGCACCACCUCACCGUGAAGAUCUUCAUAGGCUUCGAAUACGAGUGCACCAGGGGUCAUAGGUUCAUGAUGGCGUCGCCCGAGGCGGCGGUGAGCGGCGGGCGCGUAUACAUAGUACAGCGAGCUAAAAGGAUGCGUUCGGGCGGGUUCGCGCAUACAUACAUAGUACAGAGAGAAGCUAAAAGUUACGUCGAGGUUCAUAAAAAGCGGCGGUUCAUGAUGGCAUCGCCCAAAGCGACGGUCGCGUAUACAAGGUACAUCGAUAGUGUCGAGCUAAAAGGCGCCUUACGCGGUCGCGUCAAGGUUCAUGAUGGCAUCGCCCAAAGCGGCGCGGCGGCGGCGCGGCGGGCGCGGGCGGGCGCGGCGUGGGCGCGCGACGCGGCGGCGGGCGCGCGGCUGGCGCAGGCCGCGAUGCCGCUGCAGCUGGCGUGCCUGUGCCGCGCCGCCACCAGGGCGCACCUGGCGCGCGUGCACGUCGUCACGCCCAAGGCGCCCGUGCACGUCACGCUCGACCCCAAGGUGCAACCGAUCGCCGGCGGGCCGAUAUUCGUGCCGCGCCCCGUGGGCGAGCCGCCCCUCAAGCUGAGCGCGUCCGCCUACUGGGUGCUCCGCCUGCCGUACGUGUACGCGGACGAGAGGGGCGUGCUGCCCCGCCCCCGCCCCCCCUCGUGCACCGCUGGCGCCCUCAUCCCGCCCCUCUUCGGGCUCCAGGAC